CCGCCCGCCGAGCAGCGCCUAAGAAAGCUCCAUCCAGCCUAGCCCAAGGAUGGAGUCCCUCCCUGAAGCAGUCCUGAUCAGAAUCCUGGCUUCCAUACCUGCGGUGGAUUUGGUGCUGGCGUGCCGGCUGGUCUGCUGCCAGUGGAAGAACCUGGUCGAUGGAGCUGCGCUUUGGAUCCUGAAGUGUCAGCAGGAAGGCCUCACUGGAGCAGAGUCACAGGAGAAUGCAGAGAACUGGCAAAACUUCUACUUCCUGAGUAAGAAAAGGAAGAAUCUCAUCAAGAACCCAUGUGGUGAAGAAGACUUGCAGCACUGGGGAGAGGUAGAGAAUGGAGGUGAUGGCUGGAAAAUUGAAGAGCUCCCUGGGGACUUUGGAAAAGAAUUCCCUAGUGAAGAAGUCCAUAAAUACUUUGUUACAUCUUAUGAGUGGUGUCGAAAGGCUCAGGUCAUUGACCUUAGGGCUGAGGGCUACUGGGAGGAGCUGAUGGAUACAACCCAGCCUAAAGUUGUGGUAAAAGACUGGUAUGCAGGACGCAGUGAUGCCGGCUGCCUCUAUGAGCUCUGUGUGAAGCUGCUCUCAGAGAAUGAGGAUGUUCUGGCUGAGUACAAAAGUGAGACUAUUGCCAUCCCACAGGACAGUGACGCCAACUGGACUGAGAUCUCCCACACCUUUUCCAACUAUGGGCCUGGGGUCCGCUUUGUCCGCUUUGAACACGGUGGCCAGGACACACUAUUCUGGAAGGGAUGGUAUGGCGUACGUGUUACCAACAGUAGCGUGACAGUGGAGCCAUAGCCAUGCUGAACUGGGGCCUGCAUGCUGGAGCUGACUUCCCUCAGGGCAUCCCAUGGCCUUCAGAUGGUUUCUGCAUGGUGCUUCUUCCAGGCUGUAGAGCAUACAACCUUUCUGCAUAUGAAUGUGCGUGCAAGAUGCCAGGGGCCACCGUCCAUGUUUUCUCAAGAGGACUAUGCAAAGAACGUGAAUAGAUUUGUGAGUGGACCACAUGAGACUCAGCCUCGCCACUUGCACUGAUGUUCUUUGUCAGACAUGAGAUCACCUAAAAAUCCUGCAGACCUUACUUCUCUCCUAAGCCACUAACCCCUAGCACCCAGCCCGAGCUAGACACCCCUCCUGCCUGCUUCCCAGACUUGGGCACCCCUUAACUUUAAGGGGUACUUUGGGCAUAUUUUCUGGAAGUUAAAAGAGUGGAAAAAAAAGGAAGAAAGAAAAGCAUAGACCUUGUGUCUGAGAACAUACCAGGGAAACCCAGAGCCCUGUCACAUCUCUGUCACCAACUGCUUCCAUGACCUGCAGUGAGAACCUUAGCUUCUCCAAUUUAUAAACAAUAGAUGUCAUUGCUUGCCACACAGGAGCUCUAGCUUGGCUGCCAAGUGCUAUUAGUUUAAUUUUUAGUGAUAAUGCAAACCAGUAGGGAUUGGAUCCUUUUCUCUUACACUGUUCCCAGCAUCCAUUUAUUAAGGAAAGUGUUGGGAACUGAAACCUCUCUGGAGUCCAACCCUGGGGCUUCAUUUGGCUCCCUCAGACAGAUGGCAACUGAGAGUAAUUGCUGGGAGACAGACAAAAAGGACUUGGGGAAACGGGUUAGAAGCAAAUUGGGGAGGGGGUCCAGGAACAAAUUAACAACUCAGCUGCUCUUUCCUGGCCUCUGCAUGCUUCAUGCAAGAAGCACCCUAGUCAUCCAGUAUGACUCUUUGCAGGCAGGAGAUAUUCUUCACACAGAAAGCUGUUGUUAGCCCCACUUGAUCUCAGUUCUUCCUGCCUACUGACAGUGUCUGCAAAAAGUACACGUCUGCCUCCACUCCAUAUGUUCACUGACAAGACAGUACUUCAUACAUACUCCCACUAGUGCCUCUUGAUACCACUCAGGGCUGUGAGCCACCAUCCUGAACAAAGACACCUAAUCUUCCGUGAGCCAAGCCUGUCCCUGCUAGUUAGUCCUCUCAGAAGAGCAUCCCCUUAAUAGAGCUGGUGUUACCUAGAGAGAUAGGCACUUACAUUUGUGUGUCCAUCUGUCUGUCUUCCCUUCCUGGGCUGCCAGCGCAUACAUACUUGAAUGCCACUUUGCAUCAAAGUGCACCAUUACAAGUGCAGUGUACUACUAUUACCUGUAGCCAAAGGAGAGAGCUUCCGAGCUGAUCACUUUGUGCACGUUCUGCUUCAUCAGGCUUUCUGCACUGCUGCACCUGGAUGCCUAGGGCGCACUGGCCUUCCAAACCACAGCCAUGCCAAGCGAAAGUCCAGGCAAACAUAAUAAAAUGACACAA
Gymnogyps californianus (California condor) is the source of this 2283-nucleotide messenger RNA. Its product is annotated as F-box only protein 2-like. The transcript is spliced from 6 exons. The record is from RefSeq and is a predicted model, not a curated record. Gene Ontology annotation, cellular component: SCF ubiquitin ligase complex; cytoplasm. Gene Ontology annotation, biological process: SCF-dependent proteasomal ubiquitin-dependent protein catabolic process; glycoprotein catabolic process. Gene Ontology annotation, molecular function: protein binding; ubiquitin protein ligase activity. The coding region runs from base 50 to 793 and encodes 247 amino acids. Lineage: Eukaryota; Metazoa; Chordata; Aves; Accipitriformes; Cathartidae.